Hyaloscypha bicolor E is the source of this 273-nucleotide messenger RNA. RefSeq lists its product as uncharacterized. Gene Ontology annotation, cellular component: mitochondrial inner membrane peptidase complex. The coding region runs from base 1 to 273 and encodes 90 amino acids. The record is from RefSeq and is a predicted model, not a curated record. Lineage: Eukaryota; Fungi; Ascomycota; Leotiomycetes; Helotiales; Hyaloscyphaceae. The transcript is spliced from 2 exons.
AUGGCACCAUUCGUCGAGACGUGGCCGGCGCGCGAGCUAGAAUUCCGCUCACAGGUCUCGCUGAAAGGGAAUAAGAGGAAGGGAUUCGAUGGCGAUUUGAAGGGGUGCGAGUUGUUGGAGAUGCUGCAGUAUAAGUGUGAGGUUGAGAAGCCGGUAACGAGGGAGAGUGUGACCCGGUGCUGGCCUAUUGAGAGGAUGUUUAGACGGUGUGUGGAUCAGAAUGGGGGUUUUAUGGUUGAGACAACGGCUUGGGAAGGGAAGAAGGGUGGUUGA